CGGGGCGGGGCCUACGCCGGCGCCUUGGCCAGCAGGCGCUCCGCCAGCCGCGUAAACACCGCCCGAGUGCCGCGGCGGAGCAGGUGUAUCCAGGGAGGCAGGGCCAUGCUCACGUUCAUGGCUUCUGACAGUGAGGAGGAAGUGUGUGAUGAGAGGACCUCCCUGAUGUCGGCUGAGAGCCCCACACCGCGCGCCCGCCAGGAGGGCAGGCAGGGCCUGGAGGAUGGAGAGAACACCACUCAGUGGAGAAGCCAGGAGAGCGAGGAGGACUGUGAGGAGGACCCUGACCGCUACGUUUGCAGUGGGGUGCCUGGACGGCUCCGAGGCCUGGAGGAAGAGCUGACCCUCAAAUACGGGGCGAAGCACGUGAUCAUGCUGUUUGUGCCUGUCACGCUGUGCAUGGUCGUGGUGGUCGCCACCAUCAAGUCUGUGCGCUUCUACACGGAGAAGAAUGGACAGCUCAUCUACACGCCCUUCACCGAGGACACGCCCUCAGUGGGCCAGCGCCUGCUCAACUCUGUGCUCAACACCCUCAUCAUGAUCAGCGUCAUCGUGGUCAUGACCAUCUUCCUGGUUGUGCUCUACAAGUACCGCUGCUACAAGUUUAUCCAUGGCUGGUUGAUCAUGUCCUCCCUGAUGUUGCUGUUCCUCUUUACUUACAUCUACCUUGGCGAAGUGCUCAAGACCUACAACGUGGCCAUGGACUACCCCACCCUCUUCCUGACCGUCUGGAACUUCGGGGCGGUGGGCAUGGUGUGCAUCCACUGGAAGGGCCCCCUCAUGUUGCAGCAGGCCUACCUCAUCAUGAUCAGCGCGCUCAUGGCCUUGGUGUUCAUCAAGUACCUCCCGGAGUGGUCCGCCUGGGUCAUCUUGGGUGCCAUCUCUGUAUAUGAUCUUGUGGCUGUGCUGUGCCCCAAAGGGCCGCUGCGGAUGCUGGUGGAAACCGCCCAGGAGAGAAAUGAGCCCAUCUUCCCUGCCCUGAUAUACUCUUCUGCCAUGGUGUGGACAGUGGGCAUGGCCAAGCCGGACCUCUCCUCCCAGGGAGCCCUCCAGCUCCCCUAUGAUCCAGAGAUGGAAGAAGACUCCUAUGACAGUUUUGGGGAGCCCUCGUACCCAGAAGUCUUUGAACCCCCCCUGCCUGGCUACCUGGGGGAGGAGCUGGAGGAAGAGGAGGAAAGGGGCGUGAAGCUCGGCCUCGGGGACUUCAUCUUCUACAGCGUGCUGGUGGGCAAGGCGGCGGCCACGGGCAGUGGGGACUGGAACACCACGCUGGCAUGCUUCGUGGCCAUCCUUAUUGGUUUGUGUUUGACCCUCCUGCUGCUGGCCGUGUUCAAGAAAGCGCUGCCCGCCCUCCCCAUCUCCAUCACGUUCGGCCUCAUCUUCUACUUCUCCACAGACAACCUGGUUCGCCCUUUCAUGGACACCUUGGCCUCCCAUCAGCUCUAUAUCUGACGUGAAGCGCAGUGCUGUGGGCUGGAAGCUGUGGGAGAUUUUAACCUGAUGCAGUUGUAUAGUUUUCACUCUAGUGCCAUAUAUUUUUAAGACUUUUCUUUCCUUUAAAGAAAAGAAUAAAAAUCAUUGUGUUUACUUCGUGAAGAUGAAGCAGAACCAGCUUUUUGGUGCUAAUUGUUUUUGUCACCAGACUUUGGCUCACCCUAUCAUCAGCACUCACUUCACUGACAGGAAACACAGAUUUAUCCAGAUGAACUGAGAAGGGUUACCCGAUACGGGGAGGGGACGUGGAGAAGGAUGCCUAUUCAUACUUCAUGGCCUGGAAUUCUCCGAGGGUCAAUGUGAACGAAGAUGUUCAUCUAUUAGGGACCAGGAGUACAUGCUUGGGAACUCAACUAAGCACCUGUCACUCUGGCAAAAGAAGACAAGCCAUUUUUUUCUGCAAGGAAUGUUCCCAGUGCUUUGUCUAUGAUGUCAUUGUUAUUUUAUUACCUUUAGAAGCAGAGUCCUGUUCCUUUGACAUCAAGUUCUUGCUGGGAAAUGGCUUAAUAUUAGUAUCAAUAAAUAGAUGAACCCCAUUGGGAUGUUGUCAUUUGGUCUGUUUGUAAGUGUUGACCUCUCUCCCUGCAUCUCUGCAGCACUCCCAGGAUAACGUGUGCUGCAGGCCCAGUUAUGAAGGAGAGAGGCUUCGCUGUCCUCCCUCUCUGCUAUUAUUUAUUUGACCAGGAAGUUUCCUAAGCAAAGGUUUUCAGAGAGCAGCGAGGCAUGACAUCUGACCUCUCUGAGGUGGA
Molecule: messenger RNA, 2243 nt
Organism: Trichechus manatus latirostris (Florida manatee)
Lineage: Eukaryota; Metazoa; Chordata; Mammalia; Sirenia; Trichechidae
Gene: PSEN2
Product: presenilin 2
Exons: 11
Coding region: 106-1452 (448 amino acids)
Biological process (GO): amyloid precursor protein catabolic process; Notch receptor processing; membrane protein ectodomain proteolysis
Cellular component (GO): neuromuscular junction; membrane raft; perinuclear region of cytoplasm
Molecular function (GO): aspartic endopeptidase activity, intramembrane cleaving
Source: RefSeq, a predicted model, not a curated record